This is a messenger RNA of Chenopodium quinoa (quinoa), 4069 nucleotides long. Its product is annotated as protein CHROMATIN REMODELING 25-like. The transcript has 21 exons. The coding region runs from base 418 to 3216 and encodes 932 amino acids. Gene Ontology annotation, molecular function: ATP-dependent chromatin remodeler activity; DNA translocase activity; ATP binding. Lineage: Eukaryota; Viridiplantae; Streptophyta; Magnoliopsida; Caryophyllales; Amaranthaceae. Gene Ontology annotation, cellular component: nucleus. The record is from RefSeq and is a predicted model, not a curated record. Gene Ontology annotation, biological process: double-strand break repair via synthesis-dependent strand annealing; reciprocal meiotic recombination.
GCGUCCACAUUUUGAAUAAUUGUCGUAACUUAGUUAAGUCUUUUUGUAAUAUUGGCUAACUUAGGGGUCGUCCUUGAGGAAAGGGUGGUUUAUUUCAAUGACCCUCCAAUUGAAAUAAACAACCCAAUCCGGGAGGACAUUAUCGGGGUGACUUCACCUCGUUUUAUUGCUUUGUGUCUUUGUAGUUUGUUUUAGGUUUUUUCCCUCUUUUGCAUCAAAAAAAAAAAAAAAAAAAAAAAAAAAAAAAAAAAUUAGGUUGAGAAACAAGUCUUAAACUACUCGUACAAAUUUACGGUCGUUCUUAAGAAGGAAUUCAGAAUUUUCAACUUUUGCCGCCAGUUUUAAGAGGGAGACUAGGAGUGUACCGACUCAAACUUUCUCCGCGCUCACUAGUUCCUUCCUCAACACACCACUUCAAUGGAAGACGAAGAAGACCUGGUUUCUCUAGCUUCCGAUCUCUCCGAUUCGAGCCAAGAAUUCCAGAUUGAAGACGACGAUGACGAUGAUGAAGUAUUCGAAGUUGCCGAUGAAGAAGAAGAUGUCACCAUUAAAGACGACGAUUUGAAAUCUCAAAAUGUCGCUGCCCUUAUUAGAGGGAAUCUUGUGGCGGAACGACAAUCAUCGCUUCCACGAGUUCUUUCAGCAAUGAAGCCUUUUAAGCCACCGUUUGCUAAUGGGUGGAGUAAAUCCAAUGAGGACUUACUCCGGCGGCUUUCGGCUCGUAAACGAUUUGUCCCAUGGCGCACAAAUAGCUCUGAUGUGGUUCCAUUAGUUAAAUUUCAACCUAUAGUAGUUGAAGAGGAUGAUGAGCAGGAGGAAGGUGUGACUUUGCCUCCGGGGAUCGAGCCGUUGGUUUUGUGGCAACCUGAAGAAUCUAUGGAUGGAGGGAGUGUUUUGACUCCUAUAAGUGUUGAUUCCUUGCUCGUUCAAUUCCUUCGACCUCAUCAAAGAGAAGGUGUACAGUUCAUGUUCAGAUGUGUCUCUGGGUUACAAGCUUCUGCCAAUAUCUUCGGAUGCAUUUUGGCUGAUGAUAUGGGUUUGGGAAAAACUUUGCAAUCGAUCACAUUGCUUUAUACUCUUCUCUGUCAAGGAUUUGAUGGGAAACCUAUGGUUAAAAAGGCUAUUAUAGUUACUCCGACAAGUCUUGUAAACAAUUGGGAGGCAGAAAUCAAAAAGUGGGUACAGGAUAGAGUUCAUCUUAUUGCUCUAUGUGAAAGCAGCCGAGAGGACAUUUUAUCUGCAAUUGAGAAUUUCACAAAUCCUCGCAGUAAAACACAGGUGCUGAUUGUUUCAUACGAGACAUUUAGAAUGCAUGCUCUAAAAUUUAGCCAUAGUGGAUCAUGUGACCUCCUUAUAUGUGAUGAGGCUCACAGGCUUAAAAAUGGUCAGACGAUCACAAACAAGGCAUUGGCUUCACUUGUAUGCAAACGCCGCAUCUUGCUUUCGGGUACUCCAAUGCAGAAUGACCUUGAAGAGUUUUAUGCCAUGGUCAAUUUCACUAAUCCGGGAAUCUUAGGUGAUGCUGCACAUUUUCGGAGGUAUUAUCAGGCGCCUAUUCUGAAUGGAAGAGAACCCACAGCCAGUGAUGAGGAGAAAAAGGUUGGUCUUUCAAGAUCAGAGGAGUUGAGUGCCAUUGUAAAUCAGUUUAUAUUGAGAAGAACUAAUGCCUUGUUAUCAAAUCACUUACCACCAAAGAUAGUUGAAGUUGUUUGUUGCAAACUCACCCCUUUGCAGUCAGAGCUGUACAAUCAUUUUAUACAAUCAAAGAAUGUGAAAAGGGCUAUUACUGAAGGAACAAAGCAAUCUAAAAUUUUAGCAUAUAUUACAGCUCUCAAGAAGCUCUGCAAUCACCCGAAGCUCAUAUACGACACAAUAAAAGCUGGAAAUUCAGGAAUAGCAGGCUUUGAGGACUGCUUGAGCUUUUUCCCUCCUGAAGUUUUCUCUGGAAGAUCUGGAGUAUGGAGUGGGGGUGAUGGCCUUUGGAUUGAGCUAUCCGGAAAAAUGCAUGUAUUAGCACGUUUGCUAGCUCAGUUGCGCCAAAAGACAGAUGACAGGAUAGUCCUGGUCUCAAACUACACCCAGACCCUUGAUCUCUUUGCUCAAUUAUGUCGUGAGAGAAGAUACCCUUAUUUGAGACUUGAUGGAUCAACGUCGAUCAGCAAACGACAAAAGCUGGUCAACUGUUUUAAUGAUUUUUCAAAGGAUGAAUUUGCUUUUCUCUUAAGCAGUAAGGCUGGUGGUUGUGGGCUGAACUUGAUCGGAGGAAAUCGAUUGGUCUUGUUUGAUCCUGACUGGAAUCCUGCCAAUGAUAAACAAGCUGCUGCAAGAGUUUGGAGGGAUGGACAAAAGAAGAGAGUGUAUGUUUACAGAUUUCUGAGCUCUGGAACCAUUGAAGAGAAGGUGUACCAGCGUCAGAUGUCAAAAGAAGGGCUUCAGAAAGUUAUUCAGAAGGAACAAGGUGGUUGUGAUAAGGGGAACACCUUUUCAAUGGAAGAUCUACGCGAUCUGUUUACCUACAAUGUGAAUGCAAGGUCUGAGAUUCAUGAAAAGAUGGAUUGUGUUCGAUGUAGAAUUAGUGAUACGACUGAUACCAUACAAAAUGGCAUGCUUGAGAACAGAGUGGAGGUCGAUUGUAUUGAAUCAAACAGUGAAGGUUACCAAUCUGGCCAAAAUACUGCUGAUAUUGGUGGGUUUGCAGAAAUUUCUGGAUUGCAUAUGCUAAAAAGUUCUCAGAAACAGGUGGGGUCUCCUUCUGAAGAGGAUCUGCUUAACUGGGCUCAUCAUUCAUCUCCCACUUCAGUUCCCGAUGUUCUAUUUCAAGCUGCAGCUGGUGAUGAGGUCACUUUUGCAUUUACAAACCAAAUAGACGGGAAGCUUGUCCCCGAAGAAUCCAUGCGCCCCCUUAAAAAGCAAGGCAUAGAGGAGAGAAGGACAUCAGUCAAUUUGAAAUGGCCCAAUUCAGAGGGUACUCUGAAGCACAAAUUUUCGAAGUUAUCAGAACAACAAUUAUCUUUGUCACAUGGUAGAAAUCCUGUGAAGAAGUUGCCACUGGUGUCAACCAAGCCUAUACAAGUCGCACCUCUGAAAUCAAUUAAAAGUUCCUUAAAAGAUGUGACAAAUCUGUCAUGGAGGUCUAAGUCGCCUCUCAGCAGGCAGCUACCUCUGAAAAGACCAUGUCAUGUUAGAGAAGUCGUUGAUGUUGUGGACCUGCUGUAAUCUUGCCCGGGCUGCAUGGCUCUUUGAGAGUGGGUUUUGGUGACGGUUACCUUUCUGGUGGUAUCAAACAAUUAAGGGCAUAAAGGUUUUUCUUACUGGUCUACUUGUAACCAGUGGGAAUUUCAUGAUCUAAUUUGGGCAGUUUCAGGACUGUUUUAAUGCGAGGGUGAGUUCUACAAAAGCUGUACUUGGUCAUGAAGUCCUGCACUCCUUUUGGAGAUACUGUCCUCAAGUCUAAUAUGCAUUUGCUCCAAGGCUCAAAGCUAGGAUUUAAGGUGUAAUGACAUGAUGCACUUAGCUGAGUUGGCAUAAGACAAAUUUUACUAGGAACCACAGCUGAGCUGGCAGCCUGGCACCCAGGUUUAGCAAGGAAAUGUACAGCCCAGCCCUGAGUCUGCGGUGUUCGGUGUGUACCACAGUUGCUAUCUGGCGUAUUUUUCUUGAGUGUACAGUAUAUGUACUGUAUCCUGAGUAUAGUCAACGUGGAGUUCAAAAGGGUGAUGAUAUCUUGGAUCUGUUGUGCAUUGGUAGUAGCAACAUCCAAUUUCGUUUUCCCUCUUUUCUUGACUCUCAAGUCUUCCCUUUUAACCCUUAUACUUCAGUGCUUCAUCAGUAGUAAACUAAUUUGUAUCCCUAUGUAAUACAAGGGUUGUUAACAAUCUUAACAUUAUACAUAGUUCAUUAUAUAGUAUAUACUUCAUAAAGUUUAACAUGUACUCUUGAUAGCGAAAACACAGACUGGCACAACUACAAUUGAGGUAUGUUUACCUACCCGUGACAAAGUAUACACUAUUUUCAUUCUUUUUAUAUGUUUAUUCAAGAUGGGGAAGUAUGUGUAAUUCAGUAAUUCACU